Messenger RNA from Acytostelium subglobosum LB1, 1071 nucleotides. RefSeq lists its product as hypothetical. The record is from RefSeq and is a predicted model, not a curated record. The transcript is spliced from 2 exons. The coding region runs from base 1 to 1071 and encodes 356 amino acids. Lineage: Eukaryota; Evosea; Eumycetozoa; Acytosteliales; Acytosteliaceae.
AUGGAACCCAGCAGAGAACUUCAGCUAGAAUGGUUAAGAGUCUCUGGACUCGACCUCAAUCUUCUGAAGCCCAUUUAUCACAGGCUCAAGUAUGCCUACUGCCUACAAUUGGUCACCAAUUAUGGUAACCCAUAUAUCGAAACCAAGAACAAACUUCCUUACCAAGUCGACAAGGAGCAACACGCCCUCUUCAAGCAAUUCAAACAACAAUCAUUCACAUGGUCGUACGUUGCAAAGAAGAAGCCCAUACCUUGUUGGGAGCCAGUUUGGUCUGGGGUUGAGUUGCCCAAGCUCAUACUACAACACAUAAUUGAACUAUUGUUGUUUGACAACAACACCAACUCCAAGUGGAAGGUUGCACUAUCAACAGUGUCCACUCAGUUCCAUGGCAUCUGCACAUCAUUAUUGUCACACAUUCCCAUCCCACAAAUGGAAAUCCUCUCCAAGAUCCGAAACAUUGGCUCGCCAUUCUGCCUGUUCAAACAUCCACCACUCCACAUCUCCACUGAUAAAAUACGCUUCAUCCCCAAGAAGGACAUGGCGCAGUGUCUUGAUCGCCUGGAAUCCUUGAAUGUGGUUUUAUGGUCAUAUUUACUUCCAUUAUCUAUUCUAUUACCUAUAGUCCACGCUAAACAUCUCAAGCACAUCAGCUUUAUGGACGAGACCGUUCAAGGUGGCCCCCCUCUCUCAGGGUUCAGACUCCAAGAACAAUUCACCUCAUCAAUCAAACAAAUACCACCCGUUAGUUUGUCCAACCAAGAAUACAUCAAGUUGUUGUACGAGAACUACAUUUCACCAAAUGCAGCGACUCUUCAAUCUGUAUCAAUCAAAUGCCAGUUUCCAUUCAAUCUUUUGGAAACACUAAAUUCAAACAACCUCCAACAUGUUGACUAUUCCUUCUUGGCCAUUCUAGCUAGAGGAAGAGAGCUCCUAUAUGAAGAGUUGGCUUUGACACCUCAACAGUCCUUUGAUCACAUUACAUCCAUCGAUAUAUCCAAGUGUAGAUACUGGGAUCAAUUGGACAAGAUCAACAAGGUGUUCAGGAUGAAGAUAUUGAUGUUGAUGACCUGA